Adineta steineri is the source of this 1335-nucleotide messenger RNA. The record is from the annotation of a GenBank genome assembly. Lineage: Eukaryota; Metazoa; Rotifera; Eurotatoria; Adinetida; Adinetidae.
AUGAAUCGUUUAUUAUUCUCUUGCAUUACACCUCGUAAUGGUCAAGCAAUUCAUACCAUCGGCAUAAAAUCUUUUCAAUUAUUUUCGUCAAAUCUUUCUCAACAAUAUUUAUCUGUAAUACGAUUACCGUCCAUUACAUCAUUCACACUUUGUCGAAAAUAUGCAUCUGUGCCUCGUCCAAAAAUUUCUGAGGUAACAAGUUCCGAUACAUGGAUUGCUAGUUCAACAUCACCAAUAAAAUCGAAUGAAAAAAUAAAUAGCAAUAUUAUUGAUUUAACAUCAUCGACAACAACAACAACAUCACAACCAUUUUGUGAUCCACCAAUAAAAACUGAUGAUACUGAUUCAAAACAUACAUUUAAAGAAACUGAACAAGAUGUUGCCAUACUUCCAUCAGACUUAAAUAAAAAUACACAUGUUUCAGUAAGGCAAUUAUGUGAUUAUUAUACAAGAUUAUCAAAGAAAAAUCUCACUAUUCUUGUUGCUUCAACAGCCGCUUAUGGUUUUAUUGUAGCACCACUUCCAACUAAUAUCCUAUCACUUGUUUGUGUUACACUUGGAACAGUUUUAACAUCUGCUUCAGCUAAUACAGUUAAUCAACUUAUGGAAAUUCCUUAUGAUGCACAAAUGAAACGUACUCGUAAUCGAGUACUUGUACUUGGUCAAAUGAGUUAUCGACAUGCUAUUGGUUUUGCUUCUGUAACAUUGAUCUCAGGUGUCACUAUUCUUACAUUAGCUUGUAAUCCUUUAACGGGUAUUUUGGGAUUAUCGAAUUUUUUACUUUAUACAUGUGUUUAUACACCAAUGAAACGAAAACAUAUUAUUAAUACUUGGUUAGGAUCCAUUGUUGGAGCAAUACCACCUGUUAUGGGUUGGACAGCAUGUACUGGUUCAAUUGACUCAGGCGCUCUAUUACUUGCUUUUCUACUUUAUGCAUGGCAAUUUCCACAUUUCAAUUCUUUAAGUUGGAAUAUCCGACAAGAAUAUGAUCGUGCUGGUUACAAAAUGAUGUGUGUAUCUCAUGAACGAUUAUGUUUAGUAACCUCUCUUCGUUAUUCAAUUAUGAUACUUCUUACAUGUUCAGUAAUUGCACCAGCUAUUGAUAUGACAACAUGGUUAUUUGCUUUCGAUACAUUACCUGUUAAUUCGUAUUUAGUUUACCUAUCCUAUAAAUUCUAUCGUAAUCGUGAUGCACAAUCAUCAAGAAAACUUUUUCGCUAUAGUCUGAUACAUUUACCAUUAUUAUUUACACUUAUGGUUAUUCAUCGGCAAAUCAAAACACAAAAUCAGUCAACACCAAUGCCGACACAAGAACUAGUACCCGUACCUAUGUGA